Fusarium odoratissimum NRRL 54006 is the source of this 2521-nucleotide messenger RNA. RefSeq names its product malate dehydrogenase, NAD-dependent. The transcript is spliced from 4 exons. Gene Ontology annotation, biological process: tricarboxylic acid cycle; malate metabolic process. The record is from RefSeq and is a predicted model, not a curated record. Bases 1006 to 1758 code for a protein of 250 amino acids. Lineage: Eukaryota; Fungi; Ascomycota; Sordariomycetes; Hypocreales; Nectriaceae. Gene Ontology annotation, cellular component: cytoplasm. Gene Ontology annotation, molecular function: L-malate dehydrogenase (NAD+) activity.
UAGAGCAGUGCUAUGAUGCCUUAGCAAGGGGACUAUAUCCAUUAGAAUACGUCGGGAGUGUCUCAGCGGCCUGAAGGGUACCCGUAUGGAGAGGCGUACCUACUGUAUGGAGAGCUGUAUCUGGAACUAACUCACCUUAGUAGAGUACGGCAGGUAUCGCCGUGGUGGUUGCCGCAGUGUACCUUUACCAGUAGCAGCCCAGUCAUCGCUUGUUCUCCUCCGUCGUGUCGCAUUAACCACCCUCGAGGCUCUUCCUCUACAUUACUUAUUUGAACCCUCUCCCACUUCUUGACCCUCCUCCCACUCUCCUCAUUCUUCCCACAUCUUGACUCUUCCAUCCAAGCUCUUCGUCCAUUACCAUCUUUUCUCUUUUUUGCAAAGUCUCAACAGAGCAACUACCCCUCCCUCAAUCCCAAUAUACUUGUAAAAUCAGUCAAAAUGGUCAAGGCUGGUACGUACGAGCGCCGUCUCACUCACCCCUUCACCUUGAUGUCUGCCUAUGAUAUUCGCGCUCUUCACACCGUGAUGUUGUCUCUCAGCACUUCUCAGAGCAAUAAUUGACGUUUUGUAUAGUUGUCGCUGGCGCCUCUGGUGGCAUUGGUCAGCCUCUUUCUCUUCUCCUUAAGACAUCCCCUCAUAUCGACGAGCUCGCUCUUUACGAUGUCGUCAACACCCCCGGCGUUGCCACCGAUCUCUCCCACAUCUCCUCCCGCGCCGUGAGUCGACCCCGGAUUUUCCCCAGUCGAACAUGCAUAAUUCCCUUCCACCGAAACACACUAUUUGCUCACACCCUCUGCAGAAGACAACUGGCUACCUUCCCGCCAACGAUGGCGCUAAGGCUGCUUUCAAGGACGCCGACAUUAUUGUCAUCCCCGCUGGCAUUCCCCGUAUGUAAAGCUCUUACCCCGGACAUCCGGCGUUGGUCCCCGCGUGUCCGACCGACCCCGGAGCCCCUUCCCCAGUUUUUACUCUACUGACCACAUCCCCCGCACAGGCAAGCCUGGUAUGACUCGUGACGAUCUCUUCAACAUCAAUGCUGGCAUUGUGAAGGGUCUCAUCGAGGUUGCCGCCGAGGUCGCCCCCAAGGCCUUCAUCCUCGUCAUCUCCAACCCCGUCAACUCUACCGUCCCUAUCGCUGCUGAGGUCCUCAAGGCCAAGGGCGUCUUCAACCCCCAGCGUCUCUUUGGUGUCACCACCCUCGACAUCGUCCGUGCCGAGACCUUCGUUGCCGAGAUCACUGGCAGGGCUAACCCCCAAGAGCUGACCAUCCCCGUCAUUGGUGGUCACUCUGGAGAAACCAUCGUCCCUCUUUUCAGCAAGGCCUCGCCUGCCGUUCAGAUCCCUGAGGACAAGUACGAUGCUCUCGUGAACCGCGUCCAGUUCGGCGGUGACGAGGUCGUCAAGGCCAAGGAUGGUGCUGGCAGCGCCACUCUGUCAAUGGCUUACGCUGGUUUCCGAUUCGCCGAGAAGGUUCUCCGUGCCGUAAAGGGCGAGAAGGGACUCGUCGAGCCUAGCUACGUCUACCUUCCCGGAGUCUCUGGAGGUGGUAUCCCUGGAGGUGAGGCCAUCGCUAAGGAGACUGGCACCGACUUCUUCUCUGUUCCCAUUGAGCUCGGCCCCAACGGUGCCGAGAAGGCCACCAACCCACUGGAGGGCAUUACCGAGAAGGAGAAGGCUCUUCUGGCCAAGGCCACCGAGGGCCUCAAGGGCAACAUCUCCAAGGGUGUCAGCUUUGUCCACAACCCUCCCCAAAAGUGAAUACCCCCUAUUUGAUAUCUUCCCUAAUACCCAGUAAGAGGCUUCCAGAGCAGGCAAGGACACUCCUGAGGAGGCCCAUAGCUAUGGCACUAGACAUAGUAAUAUGAGUCAUGAGCACGAUUGCUGAUGAUAUGACUUUGCGCAGGCUGUGAAAUGUUCCGGGCGAUGAUUUACGGUCGAUGUCUUUAUAGCCCCGAUAUUGAUGAAUCUUGGGGACUGCUGCAGGUAUGAUUGGAGUUUUGGUCAAGGAUUGGUCUAAACCAUGGCGAAAUUUAGCUCUUGCGCGUUCAUGGCACUCGUUGGUCGGAUGUUUGGCGUGCUGUGCCCAGGCUUGGUAGAAGGGUAUCAUGGUAUUAUAGCUAGACAGACAAAUCCUUCAGGGCUUGUUUGGUAUGGUUUUAAUCUGAAACACGGCACCCGGCAACUCGUUGAUUUCAGCUUGGACACUGGUAUUGAUUCCAAGGGCAGCCAAUGCACCCCGUACAACACCGCAUGGGAACCACAAGAACUGCGGGGUGUAGCAAGUCAAUAUAAGAACAUAUUAUACGGAGAGAUCGGGGCUUUUUGGGACCAUACCGGUUGUGCGCGAACGAUUGCUUGGCCGCCAGCUUCUGUGCUCAUGCGCGAGAAGGGUCGGAAUAGGUUGUCGGUCAAUACGUAGACUCCCUGGCUCAAUAUUAGCGUAAUGUUCUCGUACCGCACAGAGAAAGAAAACGGACUCUGUGAUUUGUCUUCAGAUUGUCAAUAUUCUUGCCAAACACCA